CAUCUUGAACUGAAACUUGGAAAAACCAAACUGGAUUUAGAGUUCCUGAAAAGUUGUAAGAGACACUCAGUGAUACCCCGGUUUCUAUGGUUUAAAGUCGCUAAUCGACGUCUGCGAAACUCGAGUGCAUAUCGGCAGUGCCAAAACAAAUUACUAAAAGACGAAAUUAUCGCAAAACAUGCUAGAAGUCGUGUGUUAUCAUCACAAGUGACAGUCGCGCAUUCCAACCUAGCCUCGCAUGUAUCAUCAAUCGAUUUCAUCCACCUAAAGAGUGUGUCCGAUCGUGAAAACACUAAGAAAUUGAGUCAACACCAACGGAUUCAAGAUCGCAAACUAUUUCGCCUGUGUUCCGAAGCAAAAAAUGACAGUUCCAUUGAUCCGAAUAGCGUG
Messenger RNA from Paramuricea clavata, 390 nucleotides. The record is from the annotation of a GenBank genome assembly. NCBI's taxonomy places the organism in Eukaryota, Metazoa, Cnidaria, Anthozoa, Malacalcyonacea, Plexauridae.